AUGCGCUACGGCGGCGGUGUGCUGUGCCUGGCGCUCCUGCAGCUCGUCGUGGGGCUGUGCAUCCUGGGUAUCUACGAAAAGUAUAAGAAAGCCUGGUACAGGCAGUUUGCUGAAGAAGCAGAGGAGGGUGAUGUGAACAAAUUGGCUUAUGUGGAUGGUACCACGCCGUCUGACUACCUCUUCUACAUUUCGAUCUUCAACAAUGUGUUCAGCAUCUUUGGUCUGGCGGGAAUAAUCCAUUCUCUCAAGGAGCUUGUUUUGGCGUUCUUUUUCUUCAAUGCCAUCCAGACGGUCGUUGCAUUCCACUACUUUGUGGAUGUGGUGGCAAACCUGAGCCUUAGGGGAGGCAUUUGGGAGACCGAACACAAAAUGGAAAGCUCCGCAGCUGCAUUCAUGUUCUUCAACUUUGCACUGUCCCUUGUGGCGGCGACUUUUGCAGUGAAGGCGGUGGACGAGAUCAAGGUUAGGCAAAGAGAGGAGUACAACCGGCUUGCUGUCCUAUCAGACAACCUCCAGUACGAGGCAGACAACGACAAGCCGUGA
Ostreobium quekettii is the source of this 543-nucleotide messenger RNA. NCBI's taxonomy places the organism in Eukaryota, Viridiplantae, Chlorophyta, Ulvophyceae, Bryopsidales, Ostreobiaceae. The record is from the annotation of a GenBank genome assembly.